AUGCUCGCCCGUGUGAUCCACGACUUGUACUAUCUGAAGCGCAUCCACAGCGUGGUGCUGGACGAGAAGCUCGGGCGUGCACUGAAGGCGAAGCUGAGUGCAUUGAACCUACGCGAUGGCCCCUCCCCUGGUCCUGCAGCGCUUCGCCGGUUGGUGGAGUGCUUAGUAUACUUUCAGCUUGAAAGCAGCCCGGUGACGGUGAACGCGAUUGCCCUCGUGCGAGAGGAGCUCCCCCAGAUGGCGGGGAGUCAGCUUUCUCGAACCAUCGCGGCGUGUUGCGCACUUGGUCAACACGACGUUUCUGUGUCUGCCGUAUCGUUGCUGGCGGAGGCGCUGCCCAGCAUGGAUGGCGUGGGAACUGUGCAACUCAUUCAGUCUCUUUCCGAGGCUGGCGUGCGGCAUGAGGACACCUGGUCACUUCUUGCAGAGCACUGCAUUAGACGCAUGGAUAGCUUUACAGGGCGACAACUAUGCCGCAUUAUUGAGUGUUUUUACGAAAGAAAGGUUCAAUACCCUGACUUCUACGUUGUGGCGGAGCGGCACAUUUGUGCCCAGCCCUCGACCUACAUUUCAAUGGAGCAGCUAAACGGCGUCAUCGAGUGCUACCGGGGACUUGGUCUGCCUGUCGUGUCACUUCUUGCCGCCAGUUCCACCCGUUCGGCGGAGGGGUUUGACAGCGGCCUGGUGGCCGUGUCGCCCACGAGGCCGCGGCGGAGUCGCGGCGACGGCGCCGGCUUGGCUGCGGCGGGAGGGGAUGGCCCAUCGAACCAUGCCGUGAUGGCGACCUUCUUGGAGUCGGCGCUGAAGGCCAUGCGGGUGGCGGACGACCCACAGCUGAGUGACAUGCUGCAGAAGUGCGAGGCGAAGCAGGUGAUGCAUCCGGAGAUUAUGGAGGCGGCCGCGCUGCGGCUGGGGGAGUUGCACGCCGCAUCUCCAAACGUUUCCAGAACGACGGCACUCAUCCGGCUUAUGAUGCGCUUUCAGAAACGGGAGUGGUUCACUGCCGCCGCCCAGCCUCUCUCGCGGCUCUUGGACGAGUGCGCGGAGAGCGCGAUUCCAGUACUCGGGCACCGCAUGCUGACGCUGGCCGAUGGCGCGUUGAAGUUCUUCCCCACCGAGACUCAGCCCACGCACUUCUACGCCGCUCUGGUUCGGGAACUUAAGUUUGACGACGUGGCGGCCAGCACGGACGCCAGGCGGCUGCCGCUUCUUGCCGGCGUCAUGAUUUCCCUCCGCGCCUACGGGGGCCAUGAGUUGCUUGAGCAGCACAUGCCUAUGCUUUCCGUUGCGGCGGCAAACGCGCCACUGCGAGUUCAGGUGGAGCUUGCUGCAAUGCUUGCCCCGCUGCCAGCCGCGCGAAGGGUGUUCCUUCCUGAUCUCUUUCACUCCCUCUCUUCAGCGAAAAACUGGGUGCGCAUUCUCACAGCACGUGAGGCAGUGCUGCUUCUUGAGGCUCUCGUGCGUAGCCGUUUGCCGUUCAACGACCUGUUGCUGGUGGUGGUGGAGUACACUAGAGGAAAUCUUGGCCGCUUCGACGCCUCCGAGUUGGUCAAUAUUCUGCUGCAGUGCGCGACGCUGGGGUUUAGCGAUAUUGAGUUUUACUCCGCGACGGCCACGCAUAUCCUGGAGAAGGCCUCAAGGAGUAACGUACAUGAUCUUUGCCUGCUCAUGUACGUUUUUACUUUUGUCCUGAAGGGUGUGAUUCGUGUGGUGCAGCAGAUACUGCCCCGCCUGCGUGUCUCGGCAAGCCACACCGUUCCGCGCGACAUCACUCUGGUGCUGUAUAGUACGGUGAGGCUUGGCAUUACCCGCCACACGGAGGUGACGACGCCCUUCUGCGAUCGUGCCGUGAACAUCAUCGCAUCCUUCAAGGGUGAGGAGCUGGCCAGUUGUAUGACGUCUCUGCGUGCCCUUCGGCUCGACCACGAGGGUCUUCUCUCCGCCGCGGCCCACGUGCUAGGCGCCGAGCUGGCGCAUCGUGCGUCCGCCGUGUCGGACGGGGAGAAGGAGGAGGAGGGCGUCCGCCUCAGCGACGCGCAGAUUGUUACCAUCGCAAGUGCCAUUGUGCAGCUGCGGCGCCCAUUGCUGCGGACGGAGUGGCAUGCCCCCCUGCAGCGCAUCUGCCUCGGUUGCCUCCCCACGGCAGGGCCUGGUCAGACGCAUCACAUCGCCGUCACAGUGGCGGCCCUCGAGGGGGCGCCGUGCCAAGCGGGGCAGUGGGAACAGUUACUGCAGCACGCCAACGCCGUGUGCCAGCGGUUUUCAAGCGGCCCCGCCACGGCGGAGGUCCUCCUCGCCCUCCACGAUCUCAUCGCCCGUGACGGCGCCACCGACGGCAGGGAGGCGCUUGCAGCCUCUCCGCUGCUUGCCCACGCACGGCGAAAUGUGGCGGAUGUUAUGGCCAACGCGGAGGUGCGUGACAGGCUACGCAGCAAAGGGCUCUUGGCCCUCAUCGCCGGCGUCGGCGCGGCGUUCAGCGACGAUGAGUCUGAGCGCGUCUCCUCCCGCGACAUCCCACUACGUGAGUCGAUGUUGCUUCAUCACAAGAAGAUGCGGCAGGCCGCCCCCCGCGGGGGGUCGAAGCGCCUCAAGACGCGGGCCCUAAAGCCAACUUCGGUUAAGGUCGCGGCAAAAGCAAAAUCCAUGAAGAGGAAGGAGGAGGAGGAUGAAGCGGACGGCGGCACGCCGCACGGCCCUAGUCGUCAUCUUCGCGGUUGGUCGGGCAAAACAAGCGCCGCGACCACUGCUGACGAUGCGGGUACGAGCGUUGAGGAUGAAGCGGCGGGUGCGAACGCUUCCCUCCCGCCUUCUAGGCGUGCCGGAGCGAAGAAGUUGUCUAUUGACUUUGGUGUAGAGUCUGAGGCUGAAGUGGAGGAGUUCCACAUUUAG
Molecule: messenger RNA, 2889 nt
Organism: Trypanosoma conorhini
Lineage: Eukaryota; Euglenozoa; Kinetoplastea; Trypanosomatida; Trypanosomatidae
Exons: 1
Coding region: 1-2889 (962 amino acids)
Source: RefSeq, a predicted model, not a curated record